AUGGCCGUCACACGAGAUACGGCAGUCGACACGCUGCAGAUGCUGCAUGAGCGUCUGGCCAGGAUCGACUUCGCCGUCAAUGGAGACGACAUCGCCCAAGAAGACCACAAACCAAAUGCCUCGGCAAAGGCGCGUCUUGCUUCUCUGGAGCGUACAUUGAACACCCUUGCAGCGAGUUCGCUCGGCGUCUCGGACGUACUGCAGUUGCACAACUCACAUCCCGAGCUAUUCCACCCAGCGGAUCCAAAAGACGUGCCAACGACGCUCCCACCAGCGUCAUUAGCGCAACUGAUCCUGGCACACGACCAUCUCUACCGCACGACCUCCACCCAACUGUCCACGCUCAACAACAACAAAGAAGUCCCAGACGCUUCAGCUCUGACGAAGCUCAUUUCACUCCAGCCCAGAAUCGACAAAAUCGAAGCCCGACAAGCGCAACAGGCGAAUGAAUUUGCAGAACUGAGGACCAGGAGUGCGAAGAUUGUGGAGCGGUGGUAUGAGAAUGGCGUGCUGGAUAUGGGUGAGAGAUGGGCUGGGUGGGAAGAGAAGUUGAAAGACUGUGAGAUAUUGGUACGGAGGAAAGAGGCAGCGAAGAAGAGGGAAGAGGAGAUGCUAUGA
This is a messenger RNA of Zasmidium cellare ATCC 36951, 618 nucleotides long. RefSeq lists its product as uncharacterized. NCBI's taxonomy places the organism in Eukaryota, Fungi, Ascomycota, Dothideomycetes, Mycosphaerellales, Mycosphaerellaceae. Gene Ontology annotation, cellular component: dynactin complex. Gene Ontology annotation, biological process: cytoskeleton-dependent cytokinesis. The transcript has a single exon. The coding region runs from base 1 to 618 and encodes 205 amino acids. The record is from RefSeq and is a predicted model, not a curated record.